Diaporthe amygdali is the source of this 1482-nucleotide messenger RNA. RefSeq names its product monooxygenase. Lineage: Eukaryota; Fungi; Ascomycota; Sordariomycetes; Diaporthales; Diaporthaceae. The transcript has 8 exons. Gene Ontology annotation, molecular function: oxidoreductase activity, acting on paired donors, with incorporation or reduction of molecular oxygen; iron ion binding; heme binding. Bases 1 to 1482 code for a protein of 493 amino acids. The record is from RefSeq and is a predicted model, not a curated record.
AUGGGUCUCAGCGUCGCGAUCGAGGGGGAUAUCCGCCAAUUCGCGGUGAACUCCCUCAAAGUCGGUUUUGUUCUCGCUACAGCCGUUUGGCUGGUUUCUGGAAUCAUCGGGUGCAUCCAGAAUGUAUACUUCCAUCCUCUCUCAAAAUUCCCUGGGCCACGUCUAGCUGCAGCUACGAGCUGGUGGUCAGCAUAUCAGCAAGCGGUUGCACACAGGUCGAUGCAUCAUAUUUGCAUCGACUUACAUGCCAAAUAUGGCGACAUUGUGAGAAUAGGGCCAAAUAGACUUCACUUCAAUCAUCCCACACAUUACGAUGAUAUAUACAGGAAACGUUUUGAUAAAGAUCCAUACAUGUAUGCACUCCUAGGCGGAGACGGCGCCACGGUCACAUUUGUCAAACACCAAGACAACAAGGAUCGAAAGGACAUCCUCCAUCCUUUUUUCUCCAAGAGCGCUGUCUUUAUGCGAGAGAGGCUCAUUGAGGCUAACAUCGACAAAUUUUGUGCCAACCUCAACCGACUUUAUGAAAAAGGUGCUUCUGUAAACAUGUCGCUAGGGUUCCGUUGCAUCGGGUUGGAGACUAUCACCACCCUCUGCUUCGGCGACUCAGCGUCGUGCUUCGAGAGCGAGGACUUUCACAGUCCCGUCCUGGAUUCCAUGGAGUCCAUCGUCUCAUGGUUCAUGGUAUUCAAGCACUUCUGGGUGGUUCGACAGCUCAUACUCCUUGUGCCAGAGUGGGUCGCGCUUGUCUUGUUCAAGAGAGGUGUAGCGUUCGCGCAAAUGAAAGACGCGUUCGCACAACAGAUCGAUAAGAUUCAAGCAGGUCUGGAUAAGCAAGAAGAAACUGACUUUCCGCUCAUCUACCGAGCCCUGUGUGAUCCAGAGCAAUACAAGAAAGGCGCAACAAUGACGAUGGCAACCUAUCAGCUGUGCAAAUACCCCGAUAAAAUGAACAGGGUCAAGGCAGAGAUCAAAGAGCUGUGGCCGGACCUCCACGGACCGAUGCCUAAAGCAGCCCAGCUCGAGAAACUGCCUUACUUGACUGCGGUAAUCAAGGAGUCUUUGCGUAUGGCUCCAACAACGACCUCUGAGAACUCAAGGCUUGUCCCAGCCAAAGGCGCCAAGAUAGGCGAGGAUUUUAUACCUGCAAAUACCAUCGUGAGCAUGGGUGUGUUAUUCCCGAUGCAGCACCCGUAUGCAUUUGAGAAACCAGAGCAAUUCAUUCCGGAGCGCUGGCUUACCGAGGACCCGGAGGCACGAGAAAGGCACGAGAAAUUCUUCGUGCCAUUCUCUAAGGGGCCUCGGAGUUGCCUGGGCAUUAAUCUGGCCUGGUGUGAAAUGUACCUUGCGCUGGCCAGUCUAUACCGCCGUUUCGAUAUCAGGUUAGACGGAACGAAGGAUGAGGACUUCGACUGGAUUGACGUCGGCCUCGCCCUAUUUAAGGCUCCGUUGAAAUGCUAUGUUUCUCCUGUCGUUGAAUGA